CGGAUAUACUAGUAAAACGCAGUAUUAGACGUUAAACAAAUAUCAACAUACUUGACAGGAAAGAAGCAGCGGACACUAGCGGCUGUUCGGUCACAGUUUCUGACGGACGUUUUAUGGUGUGACACAACAUACCGGUACGUGCCAUUUUCGUUUGUCAAACUGAACACAAUGCUAGCCAGCAGCUGACAAAAUGAGUUUGUUUUUGGCCAAAUUGUCAUGCAAAAGGGACAUAGACGAGGUAAUAAAAACGGUCGCCGAAAAGGUUUUAGUUCUUCGGUUUGGAAGAGAUGAAGACUCGGUCUGCCUGCAGCUUGACGAGAUUCUGUCCAAAACCUCCCACGACCUGAGUAACAUGGCGUCUAUCUACAUCGUGGAUGUGGACUCGGCUCCCGUCUACACGAGAUACUUCGACAUCAGCUACAUCCCGUCUACCGUCUUCUUCUUCAACGGACAACACAUGAAGGUUGAUUAUGGGUCUCCAGAUCACACCAAGUUUGUGGGCAGUUUUAAGACCAAGCAGGACUUCCUGGAUCUGAUCGAGGUGAUCUACAGAGGAGCUAUGAGGGGGAAGAUGAUCGUCAAGAGUCCUAUCGACCCUCAGAACAUCCCCAAGUACGACCUGCUCUACCAUGGGAUCUAAUCCCAUCACGACCUGCUCAACCAUGGGAUCUAACCCCAUCACGACCUGCUCAACCAUGGGAUCUAACCCCAUCACGACCUGCUCAACCAUGGGAUCUAGAUUUCACCACGAUUCCCCACCCUUCAGCGCGGUUUCAAGCACCCUGGCUGCAGAUGUUGUCUGGCACGGUUUGAGCGCUCAAGCUGCAGAUCUUGUCUGGGGGGCCUUCAGCACGGUUUGAGUGCUCAAGCUGCUGACAAUUCAUGGGAAAAGAAAACGUCUGACCAGCACAGAACGGAUUGGCCUGGACAACUGUGGUAUUGGCGUUAUCAAGAGACCCCACUGCAGCUGGCGCCAUCUCACUUCACCAUUCAUACCGAUGUCGUGUUUAGUGAAACUGUCCAUAACGUGAGGGUUGAUGUUUCCUAGGGAAAUAGAUCUCUAUAAGAGACACAGGUACAUGUCAGAGUGGACAAUCCUUUAUUUCAUACAAUGAAGACUCGUUGCCAGCUGGACAUUUCUUGUUGCCUCUUGUUUUAUAGUGGGAAUGAAUGCUGAAUCUAAUGUAUGUUUGGUGACGAGGUCUGACCCCUUUUGAAAUUUGUGUUAAUAAAUGUGUCACUUCAAA
Oncorhynchus keta (chum salmon) is the source of this 1247-nucleotide messenger RNA. RefSeq names its product thioredoxin-like 4B (gene txnl4b). NCBI's taxonomy places the organism in Eukaryota, Metazoa, Chordata, Actinopteri, Salmoniformes, Salmonidae. The transcript has 3 exons. The coding region runs from base 191 to 640 and encodes 149 amino acids. The record is from RefSeq and is a predicted model, not a curated record. Gene Ontology annotation, cellular component: spliceosomal complex; U5 snRNP; U4/U6 x U5 tri-snRNP complex. Gene Ontology annotation, biological process: mRNA splicing, via spliceosome.